AGAAAUCCCCGUGGGCAUUCGGGGUUUUCAAAUUAACUCGACUUCACACCGGACAGUGCGUCUCCCGUGCAAGUAUAACUACAAAUUCCGAUACAUCUGUUCGCUUGGGGGUGUGACAUUCACAAAGCUCCAUGUUGAGGCAUACUCGGGCUUUGUUGUGUAUCCUUCAUCUGGUAACGGGGUCUCCCGUCCUCCCAUUCCCCCAGAUUGCGCUGGCGGGGAUCCCUACUCUUCGGCCGUUCUCCGCUGCGUCGGCUCUGAGACCCGAACUCGAGCCGUCCUAUCGCGGCCAUCGCCAAGGCGCCGCGAGGAAUUCCCAAGACUUGCCCAGACACGACAGAAUAUGUUGCAAUAUCAGCAAGUCUGCGCCGGCUGUUGGUCUUCCUCUGUUGAUCGCAGCAUCUCAUUCCGUAUCUAUGGUCACGUACGUAUUCAGCAUGUACUGUAGCACAAGAUGUGAGAUGGCGGCCGAUCACCUUUCUUGGCAGGGUGACCGAUCGCUUUUCGCUUGUGGCCUCUUGGCAAGACGGGAGGCGCUAAAGAACUCGAUGGUCAGGCCGCUCGCGCCCACUCGCGCCCAGAGCGAUUUGCCGACCUCCGGGGGUCAAGGACGGUGGAGGAGGCCGGCAAAAAAAACUAGCGGCGGCCCAGACAGUCGCCGAACACCGUUCUGACUUUUCGAAACACACCGCAAGUCAUUCAACGGCUGCACAGCAGCACAGAACAGCGUCUCGUUGAGAACUCAAUUCGCAAAGAGAGACGUUGC
Messenger RNA from Lasiosphaeria miniovina, 766 nucleotides. RefSeq lists its product as uncharacterized. Bases 132 to 674 code for a protein of 180 amino acids. The record is from RefSeq and is a predicted model, not a curated record. The transcript has a single exon. Lineage: Eukaryota; Fungi; Ascomycota; Sordariomycetes; Sordariales; Lasiosphaeriaceae.